This is a messenger RNA of Leptopilina boulardi, 816 nucleotides long. RefSeq names its product translocon-associated protein subunit gamma. NCBI's taxonomy places the organism in Eukaryota, Metazoa, Arthropoda, Insecta, Hymenoptera, Figitidae. Gene Ontology annotation, cellular component: endoplasmic reticulum; membrane. The coding region runs from base 142 to 690 and encodes 182 amino acids. Gene Ontology annotation, biological process: SRP-dependent cotranslational protein targeting to membrane. The transcript is spliced from 4 exons. The record is from RefSeq and is a predicted model, not a curated record.
GCUUCUUACGUCGUCACCACUUGUCAAUUUCUAGUUCAUAUAAUUCUCUCAUAAAACUCUCCACGAGUACUUUAGUUUUGCUUUCAAGAAGUUUAAUUUAACUUUAGUUUAACACAAAUAACGAGACGAAGAAAAUAAAAAAUGUCUGGAAAAUCAAAAGCAUUUACUAAAGAAGAGGAACUUUUACUUCAAGAUUUCUCAAGAAAUGUUUCAACAAAAUCAUCUGCAUUGUUUUAUGGCAAUGCUUUUAUCGUAUCGUCAAUUCCCAUCUGGCUUUUCUGGAGGAUACAUCUUAUUGACUUGUAUGCAAAUUUGAUUUCAUUCGUCCUUGUGACUUUAGCAAGUACAUACGCGCUUGCAGUUGCUUACAAAAAUACGAAAUUUGUCUUAAAACAUAAGAUUGCAGUGAAGCGAGAAGAUGCUGUUACACGUGAAAUGAGCAGAAAAUUAUCUGAGGAUAAGAAAAUGAGCAAAAAAGAGAAGGAUGAGAGAAUUUUGUGGAAGAAAAAUGAAGUGGCUGACUAUGAAGCAACGACAUUUUCAAUUUUCUACAAUAAUGCACUUUUCUUGGCUCUUGUCAUUCUUUUGUCAUUUUAUAUUCUCAAAACAUUGACGCCUGCUUUCAAUUAUGUUUUUUCAAUAGGAACAACGAGCAUUUUACUAGCACUCAUAUCAACUGGUACUCAAUAAAAUAGCUAUAAAUUUUUGUUAAUUUAUUCGCCGUAAGACAUUUUCAAUAUAUUUCGUUAGCUCAUCUUUUGAUACAAAAUAUUAUUGUGCUAUGUGCAUAAAAAUACAGUUUUAUUUAUACAUACA